This is a messenger RNA of Asparagus officinalis (garden asparagus), 1464 nucleotides long. RefSeq lists its product as uncharacterized. The coding region runs from base 1 to 1464 and encodes 487 amino acids. NCBI's taxonomy places the organism in Eukaryota, Viridiplantae, Streptophyta, Magnoliopsida, Asparagales, Asparagaceae. The transcript has 4 exons. The record is from RefSeq and is a predicted model, not a curated record.
AUGCCGAAAGUUGAGAUGCAAAUAUUUUGUCAAGUACUCAAAUCAAUAAAGUUACCAGAGGGUUACUCCGUAAACAUAUCGAACAAUGUCCAGGUGCAAGAAAGGAAAAUAUUAGGACUUAAAACUCAUGAUUAUCACGUGCUUCUUCAUCAACUACUACCUGUGGCACUACGCAGUACUAUGCAGGAUAAAAAAACAGUGAAUGUUAUUAUUGAUUUUUGUGGAUUUUUCAAAAAGCUUUGUUCUAAAGUUAUAGAUGAUCGUGACUUUGAGAAACUUGGAGAAAUUAUUUCAGAAAAAAUGUGUGAAAUGGAGAUGCUCUUUCCUCCAUCUUAUUUCACAAUAAUGGUUCAUCUUACACAACAUCUUGCGGAGGAGGCUGCAAUAGCAGGACCAGUCCAUUAUCGUUGGAUGUAUCCAAUAGAGAGAUAUUUGGGUUCAAUGAAGCGCCAAUUGCGUAAUAGAGCUCGACCAGAAGGUUCAAUAGCUGAAAGUUACGUGAGAACCGAGUGUCUCUUAUUUGCCUCUCGUUAUAUGAGAGGGGAACAAACUAAAAUUCAAGCACCUGUUGAUAAUAAGGAUAACACAGUUCUCUAUCCUCGCGGGUUGAACAAAAAUUAUUCUAACAUAUUGCUAGAUCAAGCUCAUGCAUACGUAGUAAAUAAUCUUAAAAUCUUCUCGGAGUACCGAAGGCAACAUCAGGAAAAACUUAAGAAUGAAGUUACCGGUAGUACAGCUGUAUAUGACAUUAAAGAAAGGCAUAUGAAGGAAUUCCCUGCUUGGUUGAAGAAUGAAAUCCAGGAACAACUUGUCCUUAAUAAUCAAAUAUCAAAAGAAGUGAAGGUUCACGCGAAGCGGCCUUACUAUGCUGUAUGUCAAUAUGGUGGGUAUCGUGUUAACGGUUAUAAAUUUCACACAAUGGAGGUUGAUGAUACAAAGGUCACCCAGAAUAGUGGUGUCAUGGCUACCUUCUCACGAGAAUGUUUCUCAAACAGAAGAGAUCAGAAUCCUAUUGAAAAUAAUAUAACAUAUUAUGGAAUGUUGGAAGAUGUGGUGGAGAUAUUCUACGGCUAUGGUGGUCCAAAUGAACAUAAAUACAUGAUGUUCAUGAUUCGUUGGUGUUUUGCAAAGACUCAAAAGGAUCCCUUUGGAUUUACAAUUGUCAAUCUCGAUAAAGAAAUUGAUAGUGAUGAAAAAUUCAUGUUUGCAUCUCAGGUGGGACAAUGUUUCUAUGUGAAAGAUCCUGCAGUUAAAGACGAGUGGGUUGUCCUGAACAAGGACUCUAGGGCUUAUAUUCAACCUUCUAUCAAUGAAGAUGGUGACAAGAGCUAUAUAAACAACUUCAAUGAGCCAAAUGCAUCGAUCGAUGAAUUCUCGUACCCUCAAAACGUAGUGUUUGAUACGGAUGCUCCAACAAUUCGGACAGACAUUCCAAAUAUUGCCACAGACAUUAAUAGGAGCUAA